Drosophila biarmipes is the source of this 979-nucleotide messenger RNA. RefSeq lists its product as uncharacterized. The record is from RefSeq and is a predicted model, not a curated record. Lineage: Eukaryota; Metazoa; Arthropoda; Insecta; Diptera; Drosophilidae. The transcript has 2 exons. Gene Ontology annotation, molecular function: chitin binding. Gene Ontology annotation, cellular component: extracellular region. The coding region runs from base 20 to 688 and encodes 222 amino acids.
CCAAGUCCGUUUUAGCAAUAUGAAAGUUGGCAAUGUGACCCAUCUAACGCUUGUGAUCCUACUGUCCUCAGCGGUUCCCCUAGCUACAGCACUCAAUACCAUUUGUGAGAACCGGUUCAACGAUCUGUCCUUCGCGGACCCCGCCAGUUGCUCCAGCUUCUAUGUGUGCCAGCGAGGAAACGCCGUCCGGCGGGAGUGCUCCAAUGGCCUGUACUUCGACCCCAAGAUCCAGACCUGCAAUCUGCCGGGACUCGUCAAGUGCUUCAACGGGGAGCGCGGAGUGGCCCUCCUGGGAGGAGGCACGCCCAACCAGACCCAGAAGGCGGUGGCAGCCACCACCGCUCGUCCACUGCAGACCACGACCCUCUGUCCCCCGACCACCACAACUGGCCACCACAUAGAGACCACCAAGAAAGCGAAAAUAGUAUCUGCGACAACAAAGUCUCCAAUCGAGGAAGCCGCAGGAGACCACAAAAUCCGAAUCGAUGUGUUGAGAUCUUCGCGGGACUGCCGUGGAGUGGACGACGGAGUGUACCUGACGGACCCCCGACAUUGCCGACGCUACUAUAUGUGCCUCAGGAACCGGGCCAAGCGCCACAGUUGCCCCCCGAAACAGUGGUUCAACAGGGAGCUCCUCAUCUGCCAGGACCAGGCCGAAGUCCUCAACUGCCCCUCCAACCGGAAUUAGUCAGCUGUGUUAUUAGAUUAUCGGAAAAUAUACGUGUGUAACCAAGAUCUGGUAACAGAUAUCCAAAACCAUGUGGAGUACUUCGGCUGAAAGAAAAUAAUACACAUAUUUCACAUUUUUAGAUCUAGAUAAAAUGAAUUUGCAAGUUCCUUCAAAAUUUCCAACACUAACACCACAGUGUCCGAGUUAGUUAAACCCUUAAAAAGGCUCUAUUAAACGUUUAAAUUCACACAGCAAGGAAGUCAUUUUUGAAAUUAUUUAUUAAAAGAAGUGUUUGGUUAUGAUAUAAUA